ACAGUAGCCGUUACCACCAAUAUAUAAAGCCCCACUUUUCCCUUGUUAUGAUAUAGUUCAACGAGUUUGAAAUGGUCAGUUAAAAAUGGGUGAACCUAAUUGUUUUCAGUGAAAUUACGCUUUUAUAUCGAGAAUUGGCUGCAAAAAACAAGAGAAAGGAAAUGGUGUAAAUAAAAACAACAUAUAUUUCAUACUACUCGUCUAUACCCUAGUUCUUAACGUCUUGAUCGAUCAAGACGUACAUGACUGAUUGUGUUGGACUUAAGUCAUGCUAGAGGCCCAGGUCAUGUGCAAGAUACUGUUACACUGUUUGGUGGUUGCCAUGGUAACGGCUGCGGAUCGUUCGGCCAAGCGGAGCAGCGAUCCCGUGGCGGACACAUGUUCACCGCUGUGUCAGGACGAGACUACGGCUGAGCUUCAAUGUGCCGAGGAGUACGGAUGUUUUGAUGCCAAAGUUCAAGAAAACUCCGACUUGUUCUUAGAUUGCUGGUCGCCGUGUUGGGGUUUGGCCAGCAAGUGUUUCAAACUGUGCACCGAGAGCUUCAACGACAUCCUGCAGCAGUGUUUCGGUAUGUGUACACCAACAGACGAGAGCGAGCCGUGUGUCUCAUCGUGUUUCGAACUCAUGUUCUUGGAGCUGAAGGAAGGCACACUGCACCCCGACCACAAUACCACCCAGAGAAACGAAUCAGAGAUCAUCCAAUCAGAGAUCAACCAAUCAGACACGACCUUGGAUUCAAUUCAAGAGGCCACAACAACAUUAUCCAACCCUCCAGCUGAGGAUGUUGGCAACCUCACGACAACCCAAGAAUCUGUCAAAGCCAUUCCCAGCGUCCUCAGACAGCCAGAAAUGACGAAAACUUUGAGAUCUGACAAAUCUCAUUCGAUCCAAGUUCUCUUUGACGUCAUGGUCUCAGCCUUAGACUUGGAUAAAAAUAGCUCACCACAGAGUAACGACACUACAGUCUCGACACACAACACAACAGACGAGACGUCCAACUCCCAACAGGAAUACCCUAGCUCAGACGUCCCGCGCGAGGAAUACCAAACAGAAGCAGACGGCGAGCCGUCGUCUGCUUCCCGUCAGCGAGCCUACCACCAGAGCCACGCCGGACUUCUAGAACUGUUCCAGCCCCGCAGCCAACAUCUGAGCAACCAGCUCAAACUUAAACUCGACCCUAAGACAAACGACGACAACACUGACGACAGUCGGCGAAUCAUUCGUGGAAACAACGACACCGGUUCUACUGAAGUUAUCGGAGACGCUAAUGAGAAGAGGAUGUUGAAUAUAAGUCUGCCAGACCCGGGGUUCUACCAUCGUGGGGACACAGCCGCCUAUGACAGGUACAAGAAUGAAGUUUUGCGUCAAAUUAAUUUGUACUUUAUGAAGACGCAGCAUUUCUUUGAUGCCCUGCCCACAGACAAAUCUUUUCAAAACAAACUUUCACUGCUCAGUCGAGCUACUGGGUCGUAUGACGUCAGUUCUAUUUUCAUCCAAAGUUCAAGGUCACCUGACAAUAAUCCGGUGUUGAUUGGUUAAAAAUCAGAAAACUUUGAAA
Messenger RNA from Physella acuta, 1559 nucleotides. RefSeq lists its product as uncharacterized. Lineage: Eukaryota; Metazoa; Mollusca; Gastropoda; Physidae. The record is from RefSeq and is a predicted model, not a curated record.